GGAUACGGGCAAUAGCGACACAUAAUUAAUCGUGUUGUGGGGUUUGGUUUUUGUUUUUGUUUUCUCCCCCUCACUUAUAAUGUUUUUGUUUUAUUUGUCCCCUUCGUUUCCUCCCUUCUUGCCAUCUUUUUAUUUGUUAUAGAGAGAGAGAGCUCCUCCCUCCGCGGUCGCUGUUUCGCCGUCGCCGUAGCGUUUUCCUGCCGCUUUGGUUGGAACGAGGGCGACGAUAGCCAUCGCCAUCAUCGAAUAGAGUACAAGACGAAGAAAACAAGAAGCGAAAGAGAGAUAGAGAUAAGGGAUACGGAAGGGGAAGAAGGUAUGAGCGAUUUGGUGGCCCGCACCGGUCGACAUCAGCAGCGAUACGAGGCCGGUUGUCGCCUAGUUUCCGGGUGUAUCCCAUUUAGAUACAGAAACUGUGAUGACACUUCUGAUGCCAAGCCUGAUCCUGAGAAGGAGGUUGAAGUACUUAUGAUAAAUUCACCUAGUGGACCAGGUCUUUUGUUUCCAAAGGGAGGAUGGGAAAAUGAUGAAACAGUUGAAGAGGCAGCUGUACGAGAAGCUCUGGAAGAAGCAGGAGUUCGUGGGGAUAUAGUAUCAUUCUUGGGAGACUAUAUCUUCAAAAGCAAAACUCUUCAAGAUGAAUUCAGCCCAGAAGGUUUGUGCAAAGCCGCUGUCUUUGCCAUGCAUGUGAGGGAGGAGCUUGAGCUGUGGCCAGAACAGAGCACCCGCCACAGGACAUGGGUCACCAUACCGGAAGCUGCGGAGCAAUGUAGACACCCAUGGAUGCGGGAUGCCCUUCUUGAUGGAUUCAUAAAGUGGCACGCCAGUACCAUGGCAACGCCUGAAGAAGAUGUCACGCCAGAAGGAUAAUCCUGCGUCUGAAAGCUUGCUUAAUCAAUCCCCCUUCAUUCUUUUGUCUGAAGAUGAUAACACCAAUCCUGUCUGAGAGUUAUUUUCGCAUUUUGCUAGUUAGUUUUCUUUCCUCAUGCAUAUGCCAUGUGAUAUGCAGUUAGUAGGCUAGCAUCUAAGAACACAAACAUCCUUCAAGGUGUUUGUGGAUGUUUGAUUAGAGUCAUGGAUAUUGAGGGGCUGCUGCCAGUGUUCUUGCUCAUGUAGUAACCACAACGUUACUGCAUGCCCUCGAAUAUGCUCAACUACUUGAGAAAAGAAAUAACACAAUCUUUUCGUAGUUGAA
Messenger RNA from Musa acuminata AAA Group (dessert banana), 1195 nucleotides. Its product is annotated as nudix hydrolase 16, mitochondrial. Gene Ontology annotation, cellular component: nucleus; cytoplasm. Lineage: Eukaryota; Viridiplantae; Streptophyta; Magnoliopsida; Zingiberales; Musaceae. Bases 319 to 870 code for a protein of 183 amino acids. The transcript has 4 exons. The record is from RefSeq and is a predicted model, not a curated record. Gene Ontology annotation, molecular function: pyrophosphatase activity.